Messenger RNA from Fusarium musae, 912 nucleotides. RefSeq lists its product as uncharacterized. Bases 1 to 912 code for a protein of 303 amino acids. The record is from RefSeq and is a predicted model, not a curated record. Lineage: Eukaryota; Fungi; Ascomycota; Sordariomycetes; Hypocreales; Nectriaceae. The transcript is spliced from 2 exons. Gene Ontology annotation, molecular function: protein binding.
AUGCCUUCAAACCCAACACUAGAUACUCUGCCCAGUGAGACUCAACUCCAGAUCUUUUCUCAAAUCGCAGCCCACGACCUAAGCACAAUUGCUCGAACCUCGAAACGCCUCAACCAAAUUGCAACACCACUUCUCUGGAAUGAUAUUGAACUCCAUGAAGAAGGUUACCAUGAGUCCAGACAUGAGCUCAAAGUCCCUGCCCCAGCGAGAGAUCCAGCGCGUCGGCCUUAUCAUCUCAAGCAGAAAUGGGGAAACGGGCAAGGCGCGCGUAUGAAAGCCUCUCAGUUCUUCGAGAUACUGCAAAUGAUGUACAAGGAGAACCCGGAUCGGUUGCAGCAAAUCACUCCCCGUGUGAGGCAUCUGUGUACCGUGAUUGAUCCUUCAUGGAGACCUGUGAAUGAGGAGGAUGAUUCCGUCGAUGCUGAGGCCAUUCAAGUCUGGCAUCUUUUGCCGUAUUUCUCAAGCCUGGAAACCUUGGAAUUAUACGGAGACUACUACGACUCUCAAGAGGUCGAGGAGCAGGUUUCUAAAAUUCUUGGGUCUCCUCCAAAACUUCGAUUUCUCAAGCUCUCGGGCUACAUGCCACGAGAAGUGCCAGCAUGGCUUCUCAAAGCAGGAGAUACUUUGGAGCGCCUAGAACUCGAUAUGUUGGACCGCCCCAUCUCAACGUAUCUAUCUAAUGAUCCUCAUUUUACUCCUCUUCCAUGCGAGAAGAUAAAUACAGACGAUGGAGAUGCUUCUGAAUCAGACUACGGAAGUCUGGCUGACGACAUGAUCAUCCCUCGACCCCUGGGGAACAUUUUCACAGACUAUGGUGACUGCAAGUUGAAGUUGCCGAAACUAAAGCAUUUGUUUCUUGCUGGUCAAAGCGCGCAGAGUCAGCUUGCUAUGACGAUUGGCUUAGAAUUCUAG